AUGGCAGGACGAUCUGUGGCUCGUUCUGGUAACAAUAGUGGUCCAAACAAAACUUGUCAAUUUAAACUUGUUCUUCUUGGUGAAAGUGCUGUUGGCAAGUCAUCACUUGUACUAAGAUUUGUCAAAGGGCAGUUUCAUGAAUAUCAAGAAUCGACCAUUGGAGCUGCUUUUCUUACUCAAACAGUAUGUCUAGAUGAUACAACAGUUAAAUUUGAAAUCUGGGAUACGGCUGGACAGGAAAGAUACCAUUCGUUGGCGCCAAUGUAUUAUAGAGGUGCACAAGCAGCUAUUGUAGUCUACGAUAUUACUAAUCAGGAUUCCUUUGCGAAAGCGAAAAAUUGGGUGAAAGAAUUGCAGCGACAGGCAAGUCCGAAUAUUGUGAUUGCUUUAUCAGGAAAUAAAGCAGAUCUUGCGAAUAAACGUGUUGUGGAGUUUGAAGAAGCGCAAGCGUAUGCUGAUGAUAAUGCUCUUUUGUUUAUGGAAACUUCAGCGAAAACUGCAAUGAAUGUAAACGAUAUUUUUCUCGCAAUUGCAAAAAAAUUGCCAAAAGGAGAUGGAAGUGGUGGUGGUCCUUCUGGUCGUGGUCGCGAGGGAAUCGAUAUUGGCCAAGAUGGUGGUGCUCAAAGGGCGAGUUCAGGUUCUUGCUGCAAAUGA
This is a messenger RNA of Dracunculus medinensis (Guinea worm), 654 nucleotides long. The record is from the annotation of a GenBank genome assembly. NCBI's taxonomy places the organism in Eukaryota, Metazoa, Nematoda, Chromadorea, Rhabditida, Dracunculidae.